Molecule: messenger RNA, 4242 nt
Organism: Prorocentrum cordatum
Lineage: Eukaryota; Dinophyceae; Prorocentrales; Prorocentraceae
Source: the annotation of a GenBank genome assembly
GAGCUGUCUGCCCUGAUCGCCUCCACGGUGGCCGCCGCCCUCGCCCCCGUCACGGAGCGGCUCGGCGUUCUGGAGAGAAGGCCGAUAGGCGCCGCCGCAGCCGCUGGACCUCCGCCCCCGCGGGCUGCGGGGGCCACGCCGGCCCUGGCGCCCCUGGCAGAGGCGACGGCUCCAGCGGGGGCCGCGGCGAGGCGCCUUCUCGCCGCCGCGCCGAAACGCCUGGGAGAGCUGGGGCCCAGCGCCUUUCGGCCACCGCCGCCCCCUCCGGCGCCAAUCGACGUCAACGCCGAGGACAUGAACGACACCCAGGCGCAGCUCUUGCUCCAUGCCCAGGCGCUUGUGAGACUGAUGGGGAGCCACGGCGCUGGCCCGAGCGGGGACGUGGCGGGCCCCCCGGGGGAAGGGGCAGGCGCCGACGUGCUGGGCGACCUGGCGCGCUUCUCGUCGAGCUCCGUCGGCGUGCGGGGCUCGGCCAACCGACUCAGGCUCCAGCGAGCGCUCGAGGCGCAGCCUGGGGCGCUGUCGCUGGCGGUGAUCCGCAACGUGGCGAGGCGCCUGGGCCCCCUUCACGCCCCAGGGGGGGUGCCCGAUGCGCUGGAGUACUGGGGGCGCUUCGGGGCCUUCGCCGACAACAUCGCAGGUCGGCCCGCGGCGUACCAGGCCACGUUGACGGCCAUCGCGCUGAAUCACCUGCUGCCCGGGGAGUACGACCAGGCCACGGACGUCGUGGCCCUGACGAUGGUCGCGCAGGAACAGGCCACGCUGGGCCACGAGCGGUGGACCACAGCCUGGCUGCUGACCUUGCAGGAGGACCCCCCGUCCGCCAUGCUCAGCCGCCGGACCGAGCAGGCCCCGCUGCGCGGCUUCUCGGCCCUUGCCGAUCCCGGGUGGACGACGGUGGCCCUAGCCUACCUGAAGGAGCUCGACGUGCUCUCCAACCACGAGCCGUCUCGCCACGGGCGCCGCCGAGCGUGCUGGCAAGGGGCGAGGGCCCGCGCUUGCAACGUCAUCGCGAUGGCCCUGAUCUUCAUGCACAGCAACAGGCCGCAGUACCCCUCCAGGCGGGACCUCGGGAGACAGUUCUCCUCCAGCCAGCGGCUUAUCGUCAAGCGGAUCGAGCUGUUCCUCAGUGCGUGGGGCCGCGCUGCUGUUUCUUCAGACCUGCAGCGUGGCCGACAGGGAUUUGCAAUUCUCGAGGAGAUCGCCCACCUGGCAGGGGCCAGCGGUGACCUCUUGCAUGGCUUGGACCCCAUACCGCCCGGUGCCGCUGCCUGCUGUGCGCGCCAGGACUUCGUGCCGCCCGAGCUGUGGCUGCCCUCCGUCGAGCCGCGCUGCCUGCGCACGUGGGCGCCUUCGCCUUCCUCGUGGUCCUGGCUUUCGGCGCAGACGGUGAAGACGGAGGCCGACUUGCAGCUGCAGCGCGCGUGGGACGCCGCGGGCCCCCUGCGCCUCGCCCGCGCGGACGCCCCCGCCCACGCGGUGAGCCAGGUCGGCAACGUCUUCAAGGACGCGGAUCGCGACAGGCAGAUCUUCGACCGGCUUGCCGCGGGCCCGCGCCUUGCCGACCUCCACGUGACGAGGGGGUCGAGCACGCCGCGGGCGUCGGCGCUGGAUCGGAAGGACUUCUACCACCAGUUCGCUGUCAGCGACGCGCGGGCGUCGACGAACGUCUGCGGCCUUGCCCGCGAUCUGCGAGCCUACGCGGACUUCCCCUCCGACCCCGCGAAGGCGCUGGAGGAGCGGGAGGAGGCCGCUGGGCGAGGCGGCGUGCCGGCGUCAGGCGGCGCACCAGGAUGCCGCCCGCGCGGCCCAGCCCCGCGCGUCCGGGGGUGCUUCGCCACUCCCCCCAUGGGCGACCAUGCAGCGGUGGACCUGGCCCAGGGCGCCCACGGCGAGCUUCUCCGUCGAGGAGGCUGCCUUGCCGACUCGGAUACGAUCCGCGGGAUGGAGCCUGUCCCCGACGGCCCCGUGGUGCAGGGGCUCUGCAUUGACGACUACUUCGUGGUGCAGCGGGCCCCCGUGCACGACGCUCGCUCCGAAGCCGGGGCGGGCGCGGCGCUGCUGGCCGCUGCCCGCCAGGCUCACGCCCGCGAGGAGCUGCCCGAGUCGACCUCGAAGGUGGUGGAUCAGGAGCUACUGGCGACGCUGGUGGGCGCCGAGCGCCGCCUCGCCCUCUCGGCGCUGAGCUUCGCAUCGGCUCGCCUGAAGGCCGCGAGCGGGCGCUUGCUGGCCACCUUGGCCUCCUCGUGGAUUGCGGUCUUCGCCUACCGGAGGCCCCUCAUGGUGGUGCUGGACCGCAUCUUCAAAGUACCAGGCGUGGCCGAGGCGGACUUCAAGACGCGGAAGGCAGAGGCCGCCGCUAAGCUGGGGGCCGUUUACGGCCUGUCGAAGCACGUGAGGGACGAGCUCGUGCUGGCCUCCGUCCUCGCUCCGAUGGCGGUCACCGACAUCUCCGGCCCCUACGGCGACAGGAUCUACGCCAUGGAUGCGUCCCCGUCGAAGGGGGCUGUGGUGAGCACUCCCGCUCCCGCCGACCUGGUCGCGCACCUCUGGGUAGCCUUGAGGGAGAUCGGCCAGCUUGACGCCAGCGCCGAGUCGGACAACUUUGAGGGGGUCCUCGACGAGCCCGGUUGCCUGGACCACCCUUCGCGGCCCUUCGCCCUGUUCUACGAGUUCCUGGAGAUCGGGGGCGGCAGGAGCGGAGUUGCCCAGGAGGCGGUCAAGCUUGGCCUGGACUGCGGGCCCGUCCUGGAUUUGAGCUACAGCGUCUGGUACGACCUCCGCGACCUGCGGCUCCUGGAGUGGAUCCUCUGGCUCAUCUGGUCGCGGCGGGUUCUCUUCGUGAUGGUCGAGCCUCCGCCGUCGAGCUUCUCCGAUGCCCGCAGGCCAGGGGAGCGGUCUGGGGCGGCGCCCGAGGGCUUCGACCGCCUCGACCCCGCGGUGCGCCUCGGCAACACCCUGGCGUUCCGCUGCCUUGCGCUGCUGCUGGCAGCGGACCUCGCGGGACUGGCGGCCCGGGAUGCGGCAGCUCGCGGCCUGGCGACGCCUGCGAGCGCGGCCGGUUUCUCGGAGAGCUGGCUCGCCUCCUGCGCCUUCGGGUCCGCCUUCAAGAAGGAGCUUGCGUUCAUAGGUCACGUCCACCCGCCCGCCAUGAAGGCGAACGCGGCGGAGCCGGCCCUCUUCCCGAGCGGCGCGGCGGCGGCUCUGGCCACUGUCGCCAGGGCGGCGGUCCGCAGGCUCCAACUCGACGACGAGGGGCAGUGCACCUCGAACCCAGGGGCCGAGCAGCUGAUGAUGAACGAGAUCCUCUUCACCAGCCGCUGGGAGGUGGGCCGCAGCUGGCGCUGGAAGCGGCCCGCUCACAUCAACCUCUUGGAGUCUGGCGUCGCGAAGAACUGGCUGGAAGGGCCGAUCACCUUCGGCCGCUCCUCAGCGGAGUCUCGGGCAGACUGGAUCGUGGGAGGCAGCUUCGCGGGUGCCCGCGGCCCCGCUCCGUUGGCGGCCCGGUGGCGCUUCGUCUUCGGGAAGGCGCCCGCGCUGCUGCAGGCGCCCCAGAGCCGCAGCCGCCUGGGCGCGGUGCGCCAUCGGCGCGGGCGCGGGGCCUUCUUCGACCAGAGCGUCUUCGGCGGCUUCCCGGGGGAGGGCUGGCGCGCGGGCCUCGUGGCGCGCGCGGUGCUGAUCUUCUGCUGGGGGCGCGGGCGCGUGAGGGGGCGGCCCAUCGGAGAGCGGACCCGCGGGCGGAGGUUCGUCUACUUGCAGUGGCUCGACAGCUGGCCCCAAGGGCGCGGCUACAACCUGGCCGACCUCCUCGAGGCGAAGGGGCCCGACGUCUACCUGAUGCACACGUUGCUGGAGGAGUGCGGCCACAUCCUCUGGCGCUCGGGGACCGCCUACUACAAGCUGUCCGAGACGAUCAACGCGGUCUCGGGGCGUGGGACGUACGUGGCCUACAGCUGGCUGGAUCAUGAGCCAGGAGGCCAGCAUGUAGCGAUGCCCGGGGCCGUGCUGAGGGCCCUCGUCGCGACCGCGCUCCUGUGGGGCUGGCCUCGCGUGGGGGCCCUGCUGGCCGCGGGCUGGCGCGGCAUGCUGAAGCCCGUGGAGUUCUUGAGUGCUGAGAGGGGCGAUCUGAUUUGCCCUGCAGACGUUCUGCAUGCUGUCGCCCACCUGCGCUGGUCCAUUCGAGAGCCAAAGACCAAGCGGCUCGGGCCCAGGGCGCAGUCGGCUCGAAUCGACGAUUUGCAA